AUGGCAGAUCAGAGCAUCCCCAUCGAGUUGAUGCGCACGGGAGAAAAGCCUGGCCGGGUGGUCAUCAGAACGGGCAACACUUGCGGAUCGAGCUCACAGCUUUGGAGACAUUUCAACCUAUUUGUCCACCCAGAAGGACCUGAGCCAAAGUCAUGCAUGGCCCUGCGGAAGUUGAAAUGUGCACCGACCGACAGGACUGAUUCCAUUGAGAGCUAUCGUUUUCUGCGGCAGUGGUUGGAUCAGUGCAAUGAUCAUCAUCAAUGCGCUGCGCCGGAGCCCCCCCGCUUGCCCAAACGCGUUCUCAGGAUUCACUCAGACCGAGUCCACCUGUAUCUCAGCCAAGAGAACGAACAGGCUCGGUAUGCGACCUUGUCCCACCGCUGGGGGGACGUCGAUGAGGCAUUCGUCUUGGAGCUGACGAACCUCGACUCCCUCACCGAGGACAUCGCGUGGUCUCAACUCCCCAAAACUGCCCAGGAUGCCAUAGAAAUCUGUCGGAAACUCGGCAUCGAUUACCUGUGGAUCGACUCCUUGUGCAUCAUCCAACACUACCAGCCAGAUUGGGACGACCAGUCCGAGAAAAUGUGCACCAUCUACGGUCAGUCUUAUCUCAACAUUGCAGCGAUGGACUCGAACGACUCCCGCGGUGGCUGCUUUCGGUCAACAGGGUCGGACAGGCGAUUCCCUCCUCACACUGUGCCUGGCUACCCAGCUCUCCAAGUCCAGCAGCAGCCUCACUUCACUCACCUUGAUUUCGGUGCAAACUACGCGACGUCUCCGGCCUCUCCCCCGCUCCUCCGUCGCGGCUGGGUCCUGCAAGAGCGUCUCUUGUCUCCCCGUUGUGUCUAUUACGGUAGAGACGAACUCCUCUGGGAGUGCAAAGCGUGUGCGGACUGUUUCUGCGGCGGGACCAACGUCAUUGCCCGCUUCAAAGACGUCCAUCAUCGCUCGCUGACCCCGAAUGGCGAUUCUUUGCCCUUUGCCUGGAUGAGAAUCACCGAGCGGUAUUCUUCCCUGGACCUGACGCGCGUCUCCGACAGGGCAAUCGCACUGUCCGGUAUCGCCCAGAAAGUGGUGGAGUCGGGCCGAGGAGGGAAAUACCUCGCUGGACUGUGGUGGGACAAACUGGCCCACCAGCUUGUCUGGGCGCUGUCCAACACGUUCCACAGACCCAAGGAGUACAUUGCGCCCAGCUGGUCAUGGCUGUCGGUGCUCGGCCGGGUCGAAUACGGUCCAAAUCGCAUGGACUAUGGAGCUGCCUGGUCGACCGUCGAUGUCGUGAUCACAGAUGCCGCGGUUUCAGCGUCAAAGCCAGAUGGCACGGGCAAGAUCAACUCCGGCUAUCUUCUCCUUGACGGCAAGGCUCUCAGCAUGCAAGUCGAGGUGGUCGAAGUGGUGAAACGAGGCCGGCCGCAGAUGAAGCUGACGCACUCCGAACCUUACAUCGAGUAUCCCGUUUUCCUCCCCGACUAUGUGAUGACACCAAAGCAAGCCGUGGCGAUUGAGAAGGUUGUUGUGCUCUACUGGGCCCAGGUUGUCGACGAAGAGACUUUUAUGGUUCUGUGGCAGGUCCCCUACGCCAACGGCGGCGUGGCAUACGAACGACUUGGACUGCUGGUGGCGGAUGGCCACUGGACUCGACAGUUUCAGGGUGUCGCGGAACGCAGAACGGACAUACGGGUCGUCUAG
Molecule: messenger RNA, 1689 nt
Organism: Fonsecaea erecta
Lineage: Eukaryota; Fungi; Ascomycota; Eurotiomycetes; Chaetothyriales; Herpotrichiellaceae
Exons: 1
Coding region: 1-1689 (562 amino acids)
Source: RefSeq, a predicted model, not a curated record